This is a messenger RNA of Tachysurus vachellii, 1343 nucleotides long. It is a transcript of the gene commd1, whose product is annotated as copper metabolism (Murr1) domain containing 1. Gene Ontology annotation, biological process: regulation of proteasomal ubiquitin-dependent protein catabolic process; copper ion homeostasis; positive regulation of protein ubiquitination. The transcript is spliced from 3 exons. Lineage: Eukaryota; Metazoa; Chordata; Actinopteri; Siluriformes; Bagridae. Bases 37 to 606 code for a protein of 189 amino acids. Gene Ontology annotation, cellular component: endosome. The record is from RefSeq and is a predicted model, not a curated record.
UGUUGAGGUCACGUGACUCUCCAGUCACCAGCCAACAUGGCGGACGCCGAGGCUGUGAAAGCGCUGAGCGGUUUGUUAAACGGAAUCGCACAAAGAGUUUAUUACGGGAACUCGGAGAUGACUGAGGAGCUGCUGAAGGAAGAGCUUUAUCCUGAUGUCCCUCAUGAGGAGUUCCGCGUUCUGUACGACAAGAUGAGGGGUUUGUUAAAGUCUGUCGCCGUAGCAGAUAUGGACCAGACCCAGCUGGAGGCGUUUCUGACCGCACAGACACGUAAGCACGGAGGAGGCGGUACGUCAUCUGAGCAGGCGGCAGCUCUGGCACGUUUCUGGAAAGGACACAGAGCCCGGGUGCGAGAGAGCCUGCUGGCACAGAGCCGCUGGGAGCCUGCGCUGAGGGGAUUGAGCUGGAGGGUGGACCUGCAGACCGCGACCAGUAGGGGGCAGACGUCCAACAGCCCCGUGGCUCUGGUAGAGCUCGAGCUCGGGAGAAACGGCCAGGACUCGGAGUUGGUGUGCUUGGAGUUUGAUGACGUGAGGAUUAACCAGGUUCUAAAGAAGAUGGCAGAAAUUCAAGAAAGCAUCGACAGCAUUGUGCAUCACAGCUAGAGAGAGAAUGUGUGUGUUUAUGAACUUUGUCAUCGCUGAUUAAUGUCAUUAUCUCGUACUAAAUUUGGUCAUAAAAGCGUAUUCAUGGCCUUUCCUUCUUUACAAGUUUGUUUUAUCUGAUAUGCCGUGAAAUUUUCCCAUUGAAGAACAUUUUGUAACAGGUCGAGUGCUGCACCUUCUCCACAGCGCCGUGCCUCCUCAGAUCUUCCAGCCGUUCCACAGAGCCACUCCGCAGUGGACACAUUUGUUUCUCUGGGCAGAUUUUUACAUUAACAGUGUCUGUUUAUAGCCAUUAAAAUGCUUUUUUAUUGUUAUUAUUAGAUGUCUAGUUUAGUCAAAUCUAAAAAAAAAAAAGGAGGCGGUUGCUGUGAUAUAAAAUAUUUAUUUCACUGCAUGCUGAGAACAAUAAAGCAAAAGACCAAAAGCUUCCAAAAACAAACUCCAUCAAAUAUUUAAAAGUGACGUUGCCUCAAUGAAUGGACUCAGGCUCCAGUAACACAAAGGUCUUGAGGGAUUCUUAUCAUCCUGUUGGACACGAUUACUUCUCUGUUCAAGCUGUUUUUGUGAACUUUUAUUAGACAUUACAGAAAUUAACUGAUAAAUGAAUAAACGUAAUAUUGAGAUUGAAAUAAAUUACUUUUAGCAUCAUUUUACAGUGACGUUUGUAUCAGCCGGGGUUUUGUUAGAAGGGAUGUGACGGACAGUGUGUAUGAACUGUAAAUAAAGUGUUAAAUAAU